UCCCUGCCCCCCUGUCCCCCUGCCUGACCUGACCCCACAGCUGGGAAUGGUUUGCUGGGGGUGGGGCAGCCCCUGCCUUUAUAAGCAUGGGCCUAGCCUGGAGGCCCAGACCUCCCGCUGACCCUUAAACACUCCACCUUGAACCCCCACCACACACAUACACCAGCUCAGAAAUGACAGGAAAAGCCACCCCUGAGGCUUCUGUCUCUACUUCAGAGGGGACAGCACCUGAGCCUGCCAAGGUGCCCACUCCAGAGCCUUCUGGACAGGUGGCAGCAUCAGAGUCCACGGGGCAAGAGCAGGCUCCAGAGCCACAGAAGCAGCCUCAGGCACAGGACCCUGCAGCCCACGAAGCUCCCGCCACACCUGCCACCAUUAAGCCUGAAGCUCCGAGCGAAGAUGUCCCCAGUGCCCCACUGCAGCUGACCUUGGAGGAUGUGAGCCACAGCUCCUUGACUGUGAGCUGGGAGCCUCCGGAGAACCUGGGGAAGCUGGGGCUCCAGGGCUAUGUGUUGGAGCUCUGUCGAGAGGGAGCCUCAGAAUGGGUACCUGUGAAUCCCCGGCCCGUGAUGGUGACCCAGCAGACAGUUCGAAACCUGGCUCUGGGAGACAAGUUCUUCCUGCGCGUGACUGCAGUAAACUCCGCAGGGGCGGGCCCUCCAGCUGUGCUAGACCAGCCUGUCCACAUCCAGGAGAUCACAGAAGCCCCCAAGAUCCGUGUUCCCCGACACCUUCGUCAGACCUAUAUCCGCCAGGUGGGAGAGUCUGUCAACUUGCAAAUCCCCUUCCAGGGGAAGCCCAAGCCGCAGGCCUCUUGGACCCACAAUGGCCACGCCCUGGACAGCCAGAGAGUUAAUGUGCGCAGUGGGGACCAGGACUCCAUCCUCUUCAUUCGCUCAGCUCAGCGCUCAGACUCAGGCCGCUAUGAGCUCACUGUCCGUCUGGAAGGCUUGGAAGCCAAGGCCGCCAUUGACAUCCUGGUGAUCGAGAAGCCCGGCCCCCCGAGUAGCAUCAAGCUAUUGGAUGUCUGGGGUUGCAAUGCUGCCCUUGAGUGGAUGCCACCCCAGGACACGGGAAACACAGAGCUCCUGGGCUACACAGUGCAGAAGGCAGACAAAAAGACAGGGCAAUGGUUCACAGUGUUGGAGCGAUACCACCCCACCACCUGCACCGUCUCAGACCUCAUCAUUGGCAACUCGUACUCUUUUCGGGUCUUCUCAGAAAACCUGUGUGGCCUCAGUGACUUAGCCACCACCACCAAGGAGCUGGCUCACAUCCACAAGGCAGCUAUCACUGCCAAACCUAGAGAGUUUACUGAGCGAGACUUCUCAGAAGCGCCCUCCUUCACCCAGCCGCUGGCUGACCGUACCUCCACUCCUGGCUAUAGCACGCAGCUUUUCUGCAGCGUCCGAGCGUCACCUAAGCCCAAGAUCAUCUGGAUGAAAAACAAGAUGAGUAUCCAGGGGGACCCCAAGUAUCGUGCUGUCUCCGAGCAAGGGGUCUGCACCCUGGAGAUCCGGAAGCCCAGCCCUUUUGAUUCUGGGGUCUACACUUGCAAGGCCAUCAACGUGCUAGGAGAGGCCUCCGUGGAUUGUCGGUUGGAGGUUAAAGGUGGGAGUCAGAAGGUCGCCCUUAGCACCCUUCUGUGGUGGACAGAUUGAGUCCCUCUUUGGAGCUGGACAUCUAUGGAGCUCAGAGUGAAAAUGGAACCGUUUGUGUGACUUUCUAAGUGGGAAGAUGUUCUAUUUGGGGACUGGGGUGCCGGGGAUCCUUGACCUCAAACCUCUCUAUUCCCUCCUGUCUUCCCCCAAAGCUCUAACCUAUAGGGUCUCUUUCAGCCUCUGCCACACACUGAAGACCAACACAGGCAGAGACUGGGACAAGGAGACAGGUGAGUGGCUGGACCCACUCCUUCAGUUACCUCCAGUAAAAGUGUGGUGUCUAAGAGAAGAUUGGGAGAGGAGAAUCCACCUUCCAGGCACAAAACGUCACUGGAGACGGGUAGGGUAGGGCAGGAAGGCAGUAGGGCAGGUCUGGGUACAUUUUUGUAGCAAAAGACAACUAGCAUGCGUGUUCAGUUUGGUACAGACAGUGCAGCGCUGGGCCAUGCUGGUGAGGUCCAGAAGGAAAGAUACAUUGGGUGGUCACAGGACAGCAUCUAGUCUUGGCUCCAAAUGGCUGUAAACAUAGGCAUUCUUUUUCCUCGUUAGAAAAGUAAGGACCCAGCCCUUGCCCUGCCUUCCUCAUUUGGUGGUUCUGAGGCUCUGGGUGAACUAGGAAGCCUCCAGAGCUGCACUGGGCAGAGCUCAGCAUUGGGAAUUGAACCUGAGGAAAGACCGAGAAGGGUGGAGGUGGUCCCCUACCCGACUCCCCACCAUCUAUCUCUUCUAGCAGCUUGGUCACAUACCAGGACGCAGACGGACAUUCUCUGCCAGGUCCUGCAGACCUGAGGAUCAGGCGCCCAGGCAUCCCCAAGACCAAGAUACCACAAGAACAGCUAAUGGGGGUGAACCUCCAGAACCUGCUGGCUCUCUCCACCAGAGGUUGGGUCCAGACCCAGGAGUGGGCCUGGCGGGCCCCAGGUCAUACCUCCUGGGUAUGAGAGGGCCCCAAGGGUGCAGAGACUGGCACCCCUCUGCAGAAUUGUACACUGUGUGAGAAGCAUUCAAAUAAAGGUGUGUGGUGUUAUAGCA
Molecule: messenger RNA, 2693 nt
Organism: Rattus norvegicus (Norway rat)
Lineage: Eukaryota; Metazoa; Chordata; Mammalia; Rodentia; Muridae
Gene: Mybph
Product: myosin binding protein H
Source: RefSeq, a predicted model, not a curated record